CGCCCGUUCGCGUGCGACAUGUGCGCGCUAUCGUUUAAUCGGCAGCACGACCUCAAGCGCCAUCGCGACACGCACACCGGUGAGAAGCCAUUCUUCUGUAACGGGGGAUGUGGGAAGACAUUUACGAGGAAGGACGCACUGAAGAGGCACCAG
Messenger RNA from Dichomitus squalens LYAD-421 SS1, 153 nucleotides. RefSeq lists its product as uncharacterized. The record is from RefSeq and is a predicted model, not a curated record. Gene Ontology annotation, biological process: regulation of transcription by RNA polymerase II. Gene Ontology annotation, molecular function: RNA polymerase II cis-regulatory region sequence-specific DNA binding; DNA-binding transcription factor activity, RNA polymerase II-specific. The annotation marks the transcript as partial. The transcript has a single exon. Lineage: Eukaryota; Fungi; Basidiomycota; Agaricomycetes; Polyporales; Polyporaceae.